Molecule: messenger RNA, 619 nt
Organism: Cinara cedri
Lineage: Eukaryota; Metazoa; Arthropoda; Insecta; Hemiptera; Aphididae
Source: the annotation of a GenBank genome assembly
AUGAGUGACCAAUUUGUGCAUCGCACCAUUGAACGCUACACUGAUACUGGUGAUGUUUUUGGUCGUGUUAUAAGUGGUCGUCCUCGUUCUGUUCGGACGAAAAAAGCGAUUGAAACCGUUCGUUCGAGAAUCAAUCGAAAUCCUUUACGGAAACAGAAAAUCUUCGCAAAAGAGAUGAAAGUCAACGCGCAAUCGGUUAGUUAUAGUUAUAUCUCGCAUAGUUCGAGAUGAUUUAGGUAUGCGUGCAUAUAAGCGAUUUACAAGCUAUUUGCUGACGGACCGAUUAAAGAGAAUAAAACUUGAAAGAUCAAAAAAGCUCCAACGAUCGUACGGUCGACAAAAAUGUAAACAAAUUUUAUUCACAGAUGAAAAAAUAUUCACCGUUGAAGAAAAAUACAAUAAUCAGAAUGAUAGGGUAUAUGCAACGUCAUCAUUAGAGGUCAGAGAAAAAGUUUCAUGCGUUCAACGAGGCCACCAUCCUGCUCAAGUUAUGGUUUGGUGGGGUAUGUCACGGCAUGGUGUUACACAAAUUCAUUUCUACGAGAAAGGGGUUAAAACUGGAGCUCGUGUUUAUCAGAAUAGCGUCUUAAAGCCUUUAGUGAAGCCUCUUAGUAAUUAA